GCUCAGUAGCCUAGCCAAGAGGGAGCGCAGCCUAGUCCCCGCCGUCUCGUUCCCGGAGCCCUCAGCCCGGUCCCAGCCGCCGUCGCCCCCGGGGCAUGGCCUGUCUGAUGGCCGCUUUUUCGGUCGGCACCGCCAUGAAUGCCAGCAGCUACACUGCAGCAAUGACGGAGCCAAAGUCAGUGUGUGUCUCAGUGGAUGAAGUGGUGUCCGGAAACAUGGAAACCACUGAGACCGAACUACUGAACGGACACCUGAAGAAAGUGGACAACAACCUUACAGAGGCCCAACGCUUCUCCUCCUUGCCUCGGAGGGCAGCUGUGAACAUUGAGUUCAAGGACCUGUCCUAUUCUGUUCCUGAAGGACCGUGGUGGAGGAAGAAAGGAUACAAGACCCUUCUGAAGGGAAUUUCUGGAAAAUUCAACAGUGGUGAACUGGUGGCCAUCAUGGGCCCUUCUGGGGCUGGAAAAUCUACGCUCAUGAACAUUCUGGCUGGAUACAGGGAGACUGGCAUGAAAGGUGCUGUCCUCAUCAACGGCAUGCCUCGGGACCUACGCUGCUUCCGGAAGGUGUCCUGCUACAUCAUGCAGGAUGACAUGCUGCUGCCGCACCUCACUGUUCAAGAGGCCAUGAUGGUGUCUGCACAUUUGAAGCUUCAAGAGAAGGAUGAAGGCCGAAGAGAGAUGGUCAAGGAGAUCCUGACGGCGCUGGGCCUGCUGGCCUGUGCGAACACACGGACGGGCAGCCUCUCGGGUGGUCAGCGGAAGCGCCUGGCCAUUGCGCUGGAGCUGGUCAACAACCCACCCGUCAUGUUCUUUGAUGAGCCAACCAGCGGCCUCGACAGCGCCUCCUGCUUCCAAGUGGUCUCCCUGAUGAAAGGACUAGCUCAAGGAGGGCGCUCAAUCAUCUGCACCAUCCAUCAGCCCAGUGCCAAGCUCUUUGAAUUGUUUGACCAGCUUUACGUCCUCAGUCAAGGACAGUGUGUGUACCGGGGGAAAGUCUCCAAUCUUGUUCCUUACCUGAGGGAUUUAGGCCUGAACUGCCCAACCUACCACAACCCAGCAGAUUUUGUCAUGGAGGUUGCGUCUGGCGAGUACGGUGACCAGAACAGUCGCCUGGUGACAGCUGUUCGGGAGGGCCUGUGUGACUCCGACUACAAGAGAGACCUUGGGGGUGAUGCCGAGGUGAACCCUUUUCUUUGGCACCGGCCCUCUGAAGAGGAUUCCACAUCCAUGGAAGGCUGCCACAGCUUCUCAGCCAGCUGCCUUACCCAGUUCUGCAUCCUCUUCAAAAGGACAUUCCUCAGCAUCAUGAGGGACUCGGUCCUGACACACCUGCGGAUCACCUCGCACAUUGGAAUUGGCCUUCUCAUUGGCUUACUCUACUUGGGGAUUGGGAACGAAGCCAAGAAAGUCCUCAGCAACUCCGGCUUCCUCUUCUUCUCCAUGCUGUUCCUCAUGUUCGCUGCCCUCAUGCCCACUGUUCUCACAUUUCCUCUCGAGAUGGGAGUAUUUCUUCGGGAGCACCUGAAUUACUGGUACAGCCUGAAGGCUUACUACCUGGCCAAGACCAUGGCUGAUGUCCCCUUCCAGAUCAUGUUCCCAGUGGCCUACUGCAGCAUUGUGUACUGGAUGACCUCGCAGCCAUGCGACGCUGUGCGCUUUGUCCUGUUCGCCGCCCUGGGCACCAUGACGUCACUUGUGGCCCAGUCCCUGGGCCUGCUCAUCGGGGCUGCAUCCACGUCCCUGCAGGUGGCGACCUUCGUGGGCCCCGUGACCGCCAUCCCAGUUCUUCUCUUCUCGGGAUUCUUCGUGAGCUUCGAUACCAUCCCUACGUACCUACAGUGGAUGUCCUACAUUUCCUACGUCAGGUACGGCUUUGAAGGUGUCAUUCUCUCCAUCUACGGCCUCGAUCGUGAAGACCUGCACUGCGACAUUGACGAGACCUGCCACUUUCAGAAGUCCGAGGCCAUCCUGAGAGAACUGGAUGUGGAAAAUGCCAAACUCUACCUAGACUUCAUUGUCCUUGGGAUUUUCUUCAUCUCCCUGCGCCUCAUUGCCUAUUUUGUCCUGAGGUACAAAAUCCGGGCUGAGAGGUAAAAUGCUUGGAUGCCAGUCAAGAGAAAACUUAGAUGUGG
Chrysochloris asiatica (Cape golden mole) is the source of this 2134-nucleotide messenger RNA. RefSeq names its product ATP-binding cassette, sub-family G (WHITE), member 1 (gene ABCG1). Gene Ontology annotation, cellular component: plasma membrane. Gene Ontology annotation, biological process: cholesterol homeostasis; transmembrane transport. Lineage: Eukaryota; Metazoa; Chordata; Mammalia; Afrosoricida; Chrysochloridae. The coding region runs from base 96 to 2096 and encodes 666 amino acids. The transcript has 15 exons. The record is from RefSeq and is a predicted model, not a curated record. Gene Ontology annotation, molecular function: ATP binding; ATP hydrolysis activity; ABC-type sterol transporter activity.